Molecule: messenger RNA, 8824 nt
Organism: Xiphophorus hellerii (green swordtail)
Lineage: Eukaryota; Metazoa; Chordata; Actinopteri; Cyprinodontiformes; Poeciliidae
Gene: kif1ab
Product: kinesin family member 1Ab
Exons: 49
Coding region: 509-5668 (1719 amino acids)
Biological process (GO): microtubule-based movement
Molecular function (GO): ATP binding; microtubule binding; microtubule motor activity
Source: RefSeq, a predicted model, not a curated record
AGCAUCCCUGGCACAGCUGCUCCGCCAUUUUCAGCACCAUCAGAGCAACGGAGUGACGGCGCACUCCAUCCUCCUGUUUAUGCAUUUGGAUCCGCUUUUUCCUCCUCCUCCCCACCCUUGUCUCCCACUCCUGUCUCUCUGUCUGACGCACCGCUGUGUUCAGCCCACCCGGGACCGCUACUGCUGCUGAGGCUGAGGCAGACUCCCCUCUCCCCGUUUCCUCGGCGGAUUCUCCAUGUAUGGAUGCGCUGAGGGAAGUGAUGCUGUAGGUUACCGAAGACUGAGAGAAAACACGGACCACAGACGAAAUUCAAGAAAGAGCCACCGGAGGAACUCGACGCCUUUUUGGAUGGAUUCAUCCUGUGUGUUUUUGUCGAGACGGAGUUGCUGAGGUGCCUGGUGUGUGUCUAUAGCCAAACAGAUCUCCAGCUCUUCUGUUGACACACACACACACACACACACACACCACACACACACACACACACACACACACAAGCCCACCAGAGAGAUGGCGGGGGCUUCAGUGAAGGUGGCGGUGAGGGUCCGACCCUUUAACUCCAGGGAGAUUGGAAAGGACAGCAAAUGCAUCAUUCAGAUGUCAGGGAACACCACGACUAUCCUGAACCCAAAACAGCCAAAAGAAAACAAGAGCUUCAACUUUGACUUCUCAUACUGGUCACACACUACGCCUGAGGACAUCAACUAUGCGUCUCAGAUGCAGGUGUACAAGGACAUCGGAGAGGAGAUGCUGCUCCACGCCUUUGAAGGCUACAAUGUGUGCAUAUUUGCAUAUGGACAGACAGGAGCUGGCAAAAGCUACACCAUGAUGGGACGACAGGAACAAGACCAGCAGGGGAUUAUACCUCUGCUUUGUGAGGACCUUUUCACUAAGAUCAAUGACAGCAACAAUGACAACAGCAUGUCUUACUCUGUGGAGGUAAGCUACAUGGAGAUUUACUGUGAGCGUGUGCGUGACCUGCUGAACCCCAAGAACAAAGGAAACCUGCGUGUGCGAGAGCACCCACUGUUAGGACCGUACGUCGAAGAUCUGUCUAAGUUAGCAGUGACUUCGUACAAUGACAUUCAGGACCUGAUGGAUUCUGGAAACAAGGCCAGGACUGUGGCUGCCACCAACAUGAAUGAGACCAGCAGUCGCUCUCAUGCUGUAUUUAACAUCAUCUUCACACAGAAGAAACAUGACAUGGAGACAGACAACACUUCAGAAAAGGUCAGCAAGAUAAGUCUGGUAGACUUGGCCGGCAGUGAGAGAGCUGAUUCAACUGGAGCUAAAGGGACACGACUGAAGGAAGGUGCAAACAUAAAUAAAUCUCUUACCACACUUGGAAAAGUCAUUUCUGCUUUAGCUGAACUGGACUCUGCUCCAAAUAAGAACAAGAAAAAGAAGAAAGUGGAGAGUUUUAUUCCUUACAGAGAUUCAGUUCUGACUUGGCUCCUGAGGGAGAACUUAGGAGGAAACUCUCGCACAGCCAUGGUGGCAGCUCUCAGUCCUGCAGAUAUUAAUUAUGAUGAAACUCUAAGUACUCUUCGGUAUGCUGAUCGUGCCAAACAGAUCCGCUGCAACGCCGUGAUCAACGAGGAUCCCAACAACCGCCUGGUCCGCGAGCUGAAAGAGGAGGUUGCUCGCCUCAAAGACCUGCUGUAUGCACAGGGCCUGGGAGACAUCAUUGAGACGUAUCGAGGCACCCUUCCUGCCAUCACUGGUUUGAAAUAUCUGUGCGAUUACAAGAACUUUGUGAACAAUCGCCAGGCUGUCAAUCAAAGGGGUGAUCUCUCCACAGUGACCAACGCCAUGACAGGAAUGAGUCCCUCCCCCUCGCUCUCUGUCCUGUCCAGCCGGGCCGGCUCCAUCAGUAACCUUCACGACCGCAUCUUCAGCCCGGCCAGCGAGGAGGCCAUCGAAAGGCUCAAGGAAACAGAGAAAAUCAUUGCAGAGCUUAAUGAGACUUGGGAAGAGAAGCUGCGUCGUACUGAGGCAAUUCGCAUGGAGAGAGAGGCUCUGCUGGCUGAGAUGGGUGUUGCUAUGAGAGAAGAUGGGGGAACUGUUGGUGUCUUUUCUCCCAAGAAGACCCCUCAUCUGGUGAACCUCAACGAGGAUCCGCUAAUGUCUGAGUGUCUGCUCUACUACAUCAAAGAUGGCAUUACCAAGGUUGGUCGCGAAAACGCCAAAACUCGACAAGACAUCGUUCUUAGCGGCCACUUCAUUAAAGAUGAGCACUGUACCUUCAGCAGUACAACAGGCCCGCAGGGAGAAGGAUGUGUCAUCCUUGAGCCAUGUGAGGGGUCAGAGACAUAUGUCAAUGGGAAGAGAGUGACCUCGCCCACUGUUUUGCGAUCUGGGAACCGCAUCAUCAUGGGUAAAAGCCACGUGUUUCGCUUCAACGACCCGGAGCAGGCCCGCCUGGAGCGGGAGAGAACACCAUGUGCGGAGACACCGGUGGAGCCCGUGGACUGGGCCUUCGCUCAGAGGGAGCUGCUUGAGAAGCAAGGCAUAGACAUGAAGCAGGAGAUGGAGCAGAGGCUUCAGGAGCUUGAAGACCAAUACCGCAAAGAAAGAGAAGAAGCCAGUAACCUGCUUGAGCAGCAGAGGCUGGACUAUGAGAGUAAACUGGAGGCCCUUCAGAAACAAGUAGACUCUCGGUACCUGGAGUCACCUGAGGAAGAGGAGGAGCCUGAGGAGGAAGUGCCGUGGACGUUGCGUGAAACUGAACUGGCACUCUGGGCUUUCAGAAAGUGGCGGUUCUACCAGUUCACCUCCCUCAGGGAUCUGCUCUGGGGAAAUGCCAUCUUCCUCAAAGAGGCAAAUGCUAUUAGUGUGGAACUAAAGAAAAAGGUGCAGUUCCAAUUCGUCCUGCUGACAGACACUCUUUACUCUCCGCUCCCACCUGACCUGCUGCCUCCCAGUGUGGCUAAGGAACGAGAGAGGCGACCUUUCCCUCGAACAAUAGUAGCCGUUGAAGUGCAGGAUCAGAAGAAUGGAGCCACGCAUUACUGGACUUUGGAAAAGCUCAGGCAGAGGCUGGACCUGAUGAGAGAGAUGUAUGACAGAGCUGCAGAGCUGCCCAGCAGCACUGUGGACGACUGCGACCACGCCUUGACCGGAGGGGACCCCUUCUACGACCGCUUCCCCUGGUUCCGUCUGGUUGGCAGGGCUUUCGUGUACCUGAGUAAUCUGCUGUAUCCGGUGCCUCUGGUGCACCGCGUGGCCAUCGUCAGUGAGAAGGGAGAGGUCAAAGGUUUCCUCAGGGUGGCGGUCCAGGCCAUAUCAGCUGAUGAGGAGGCCCCUGAUUAUGGAUCUGGAGUGAGGCAGUCAGGCACUGCCAAGAUCUCCUUUGAAGACAACCAAUUUGAGAAGUUUCAGAGUGAGUCGUGUCCUGGAGGUUUGCCACAUUCCAACACCUCCCAAGAGGAGCUCAGAAUCGUGGAGGGAGAAGGACAAAACGUCGAGAUAGGAAUCUCAGCGGAUGAGGUUAACAACAACACCUGUGCAGCCACUCAGGAGCCUCCUUACAGCCCUGUGAAGAGUUUAGGUCUGGGUCUGGACCUUCCACUGGAGCUGUCUCCAGAAAAAGCUCUGUCACACCUGAAGAUCGGCAGCACCUUCACCUUCAGAGUCACCGUCCUUCAGGCCUCCAGCAUCUCAGCAGAAUACGCCGACAUUUUCUGCCAGUUUAACUUCAUCCAUCGUCACGAUGAAGCUUUUUCAACUGAGCCACUGAAAAACACGGGCAGAGGGCCUCCGCUCGGAUUCUAUCAUGUACAAAAUAUCAAGGUGGAAGUGACCAAGUCAUUCUUGGAGUACAUUAAGACUCAGCCCAUCGUCUUUGAGGUGUUCGGACACUAUCAGAAACAGCCUUUCCCUCCAUUAUGCAAAGAUUUGAUCAGUCCUCUGAGACCCUCCAGGAGGCAGUUUCCGCGGGUGAUGCCAUUAUCCAAACCAGUGCCAGCCACAAAGCUCAGCACGCUGACUCGCUCCACUGCUGGACCUUGUCAUGCCAAAUAUGACCUCAUGGUCUUCUUUGAGAUCUGUGAGCUGGAGGCUAAUGGAGACUACAUCCCAGCUGUUGUUGACCACAGAGGCGGCAUGCCGUGCCAUGGGACUUUCCUUUUACAUCAGGGCAUACAGAGAAGGAUCAGAGUUACCAUUGCUCAUGAAACAGGAAACGAUAUCGAGUGGAAGGAGGUGAAGGAGCUUGUUAUCGGUCGCAUUCGAAACACACCAGAGGCUGAUGAGACCAUCAUUGACCCCAACAUCCUUUCCCUCAACAUUCUCUCCUCUGGAUAUUUCUGGCCAAAACGUGAUGACAACGUUUCAUUGGGCGUUGAUCAUAGGACCUUCUAUCGAUUUGAGGCGGCAUGGGACAGCUCCAUGCACAACUCUCUGCUUCUGAACAGAGUCACUCCAUACGGAGAGAAGAUCUACAUCACUCUCUCAGCUUACCUGGAGAUGGAGAACUGCACUCAGCCGACAGUUAUCACCAAAGAUUUCUGCGUGGUGUUUUACUCCCGUGACACAAAGCUUCCAGCCUCCCGAUCCAUCAGGAACUUCUUCAGCACCGGCUGCCUCAGGCCCUCAGAGAGUAAUCGUGUCACCGGAGUUUAUGAGGUCACUCUCUGCCACGUUGCAGACAACGGAAGUCCAGGAAUGCAGCGUCGUCGCAGGCGUGUUCUUGACACCUCUGUGGCAUACGUGCGAGGAGAGGAGAACCUGGCGGGUUGGAGACCCCGCAGCGACAGCCUCAUCCUUGACCACCAGUGGGAGCUGGAGAAGCUCAGCUUACUGCAAGAGGUGGAGAAAACCAGGCAUUACCUCCUGCUGAGGGAAAAGCUCGAGGCAACUCUCCAGGCAGGGCAGGACGCACUUUACAAGAGCAGCGACAUUUGUGACUUUGCAAAGAGCCCCGUCCUCAGCAGCAGUCCGAGCAGCAGCCCCGCUCCUGACAGCCCCAACCAGAGGCAGAGGGAGCUAGCUGCUAAGUGUCUGCGCCUGCUGAUGCACACAUUCAACAGAGAGUACAGCCAGGUGAGCAGCAGUGCCAGUGAAAGCAAGCUUUCAGAAAUGACUGCGUCACUCAUGAGGGACUCGUCCUCCUCUGGCCUGAGCACACUUACUCCCUCCUCUACUUGCCCCUCAUUGGUCGAUGGCCAUUUUGACAUCCGGCUCACUGAACCGAGCUCAGGAGCAUCGACACCGGACCUGGACCCGUUCAGCCCAGUGGACAGAAAGAAAGCUCUGAGAGGAUACACCUUUGUUCCUGACAUACAAGAGAUUCGCGUCAGCCCCAUCGUGUCAAAGAAGGGCUACCUGCAUUUCUUGGAGCCCCACAGCAGUGGCUGGGUGAGGCGUUAUGUGGUCGUGCGCAGACCCUACGUCUACCUGUACCGCAGCGAGAGGGACAAUGUGGAGAGGGCUGUCAUCAACCUGUCCUCAGCUAAAGUGGAAUACAGUGAAGAUAAACAGACAUUACUGCGGACUCCUAACACAUUUGCGGUGUGCACUGAGCAUCGUGGGAUACUGCUGCAGGCCGCCAACGACAAAGAGAUGCAUGACUGGCUGUACGCCUUUAACCCUCUGUUAGCUGGUACCAUCAGGUCCAAGCUCUCCAGGAGAAAGUCAGUCCAGUCGCUCCCGGCUGCUCAGCGGAUCUAACAGGUGAACCAGCCUUGAGGAACAACAGCAAAAGAACAAACAAUCUCAAAAGCUCAUGUCAGCAUCCUCCUCUAAUAAACACAAACCUUACAGCAAAUGUUUCCAUAGAUACCAUAUGGUGACCAGCCCUGUCUCAAGAAUAACUCGAUUACUCUGUUGAGAACCCAACCUUGGUCUGUUUUUGCAGUCGCCUCCUCCAACCUUGCAUGAUAUGCUCCCUUUUGACCUCUAGAAGAGUUUACAAGGAAAACUAACAACGCAAACCUGAUUAUUAACUUUUUUCUGAUGGACGUUUGGGGCUUGUUCUGAGUAGUUUUAAUGUACUUGUAGGAAUAGGUUAUCUGUAAGACUACCCGUUUCCUGUAAAAAGAUAUGUGGCCAGUUCCUCUUUUAUGAUUACUAAAAAUAGGUCCUUGUAGUAAACCAGACAUUUACCACUUACUGCAUCAGAAAGGCAAAAGGAAAGCAUCAGCCUGAAUUCUUCUCUACGUAGACCUGUGUACAGUGCGGGGAUGAUAGCUUCAUAUACGUCAUACAUUUACUGUAAAAUACCUCAGUUUGGAUCUGCUUGACGCAGCAUGAAAUUCUUCACUGCAAAAACAUCAGAUGGCAAAGAGGAAAACUACUGUUCCUCAUCAUUUUAGCUCAAAAGUAGCAUGAGAAGGUAUCUGAAAGGACGAGGGGAUGUUCUUCCUGUGUGGUCUCAUUAAAUAGUUUUGUGAAAACUGGAUUCAUUGGCUCAACUAAGGCAAAAAUAAUUCACUAUAAGGAGAGAUAACUUUUGUCCUUGCCUGGCAUUUUGGUAUGUCUUUGUUUAUUUCAAGCUAUUGUAUACUGUAUUUUCUGCACUGUUAUUUAAUUGUGACAAGACCACUGUUUGGUUGCAUGGCACUUUAUAGUCUUUAUUGAACUAAUGCAUUUUUUACUGUUUUUUUUUUUUAACCAAAGCACCGUUCUGUGUCAUAUUCUAUUGCUUGUAUGUGUCAGCCGGUACAUUACUUUACAAUGCACUUUCUGUGUUGAAAAUUUCACUUUUAUUUACUAAUGCAAAGAAAAUUGAUUUAAAGAUAAAUAUCACCCUGAGGCUUACAAAGAAAAUAAUAAACCAAAUCAGGAUUGUCAUUUCCCUGAACAAAGAUUAUCACAGUCUAAACUUCAUAAAAUGUGGUUUUGGCACUUGUGAAGAUAAGUAAGCAACAAAGAUUUUCUUAUGUUUUAAGGUUUUUUUUUAUUUAUUUCCAAGCUCGUUAUCUUUUUAUUAAAACUUCAUAUGUAAUAAGAGAAAAAAAUAACUCAGUUUGCCCUUUUACAUGGGUAAGUUCACAUGCUGAUGCUCACAGAGGUUCCCUCUUUAGGGAACACUGACCUCAUGAUUUCCAGUUUCUAUUUUACCUACAAAUAAGUAUCCAUAAACUGAGUAAAGCACUUAUUUUCUCAAUUAGAGCUGCAACACAGACUAAAAUGACAUACUUUGGUGUAAAAACUUGGACCUUUGAUUGGUUUAGAGUGCGUUGCACCGUGUAGUGCCUCCUUUUCUUCACCCCAUUCUCUCUACUUCUUCCCUCUCAACUUUAAAUAGCGAUGCUGAAGUUAAUUACAAGUGAUAAAAAAAAUCUUUCUUUUUUCAUGAUUUAUGUCAAUGUUUUGGGGGUAAAUAUUAUCAAAGAAUCCCUAAGCACUGUAAAAGUUUUGCUUUUAUAGGUAGACUUGUUAGCUUUUGAACAACAUUAUAGAUUCCAUACUUUUAAUCUAUUGUAUAUGGAGACUUGUGGCAGAAUGUGGGGCAGUAUGAUUAGCUGUGUAUAGCUAUGAACUUCAGGUCCAGUGAUUCUUUACUGCUGACGAUACCUUCCUGUAUUUUACCAAGAUGGCCCAAAAUAUUACUUUGACUGUGUCAGUGAAGGACAGAUUUAUAUGUAAGGGAAAGCAUAAUAAAGCAUCUUUCUGAAUAAAGCUCUGGUCAGCCAGCCAGUCAUCCAUUUCAUUGUAGUUCUUGGUUUCCUUUUGUCCUGCCAGGACCAGAUUGUGGGUAAACUUGACUUAUAGUCAGCAAACAAGUGAGUCUGUGUGCCACAGGUCAACCAACCUGUUGAGCAAUGCAGCCUAACACUGUGAAAGCUGUCUGCCUGUUUUAUAAUAUCACAUGGUGGCACUGGACAAACAUACUGUGUGGCAUUUAAUAUUUGGGACAUCUUGGUAUAAUCAUUCUGUAUGUUUUUCUACAUGUUAUCUGGUGAUAGAUGGAACUGAUGCGAAGUUUUAUUUAAUAAAAUUGUAUGGACAGAAUGUUUGUUAGACCUGUUUUGCACUUGUGCACAAUGCAUCUUUAUUAAUUUUAUUGUUAUUAAUAUAUUUUUAAUUGAAAACCACGAUUUGAUUUCAAUUCUGUUGUGGUCAUAAUAUAAAAAAAAAAGAUUAAAACUCUCCUUGCUUCCACAGACAAAGCACGGCCACAGUUCAAACAACCAUUUAUAUUUCAAGCAGGCAGUUUGCUUUGCUUCAAGUCCAAAAAGUGCAAGACUUUCAUGUAAAAAGUUCUGAGAUUGAAGCAGUAAUUGUUUAAAUGACAUAUGAGUUGAUUGUUUAUUAUCUAGCUUGCUUUAUCUGUCACAGUUGAGGAUCAAAGCAUGCUGGUCCUCUUUUCUUCAUUGGAUCUUGUCCUUCUCUCCUGCCUUACAGCUUGCUAAUGACAACAGCUUUCCACUCCCGAAGUGCUGCUUGUAAAGUAUUGUCAUUCAUGAUCCCUGUAACAAUUAACUGGAAACCUUCCUCUUGGCUCUGUCUUGUAUAUAAAUUGAGAUUUCCGUGUUGGGUCUUAUCACACAGAUGGUAUUAACUCCUUUUUUCCUCUGUGUCUCAUCAAAUUGUCUCCUGCUUUGUCAAGUGUCCCGGCAGAGUGAGGAAUAGUGAUGAGGGGUUUGUUUUGUACCUGUUUGCUCAGUGUGGAUGAGGUCUUCGUGUUAAAAGUGGGGGAUGGUUCAGGAUUUUUACUCUUGCUCGGAGUCACUUGACAGAAGCAGGUCUCAGCCUAAACACAGUGCUCACGUUUAUCUUUUGAGUGUUCUGGGGUUCUUUCUCAUGUCUGUGAACACAUAAUGGCAAUUGUCAAAGAAAUAAAAUAAGGCAAACAAAUAAAUAAAUGAGUGUUGAAACUUA